AUGAUACAGUUUUGCGACUUGAUGAAAUUACAUGAAGAAAUUGUGAUUCAACGAUACAUUGAUAAAUGUAUUAUAUUUCAUGGUACAUCUAUAUUUAUUUUCUACUGGCUUACAUUCACAGCUAUCGCAGUGAUACCUGCUUUAGAGCAUCAACCAUUUCCAACAGCUGCCGAAUAUCCAUUUGAUGUAUCGUAUCAACCGUUAAAAACAAUAAUUUUUAUACAACAAUCUAUCGCCGGAAUAAUAGUAGCAGGACAACUAUGCAUAAAUGUUUAUAUGGCUCUGUUGCUGUGGUUUGCAUCGGCAAGAUUUGAAAUGCUGACUAAAGAACUAGAAAAAACUACAAAUGUCUAUCAGUUGUUCAAAUGUAUUAAAAAACAUCAAAAAUUACUCAAAUACGCAAAGGAAGUUACAAUUUGUGCUGGUCCUUUCGCAUUUAUAACUAUAUGUUGUAGCUCGAUUGGCUUAAUAGUAAUAUUUCUUUUGUUCAUUAGUCAUCAACCUAUAUUGCUAAUAUUCCAGUUUUUUGGAAUGGGUAUAAUAGGUAUAUCAGAAGUAUUUAUGUAUACUUGGCCAGCAGAACAUUUAAUGUAUAUGAGCAAAUAUGUCGCAGAAACAACAUUUCAUAUGCUCGAAAACAAUCAUUUAAUUAAAAUGUGGAAAUGUCUACAAAUUAUUAUAAUGAGAAGUCAAAAACCAGUAACAGUUUCAAUGCCUUGCUUUCUGCCCAUAUUAUCCCUUAAUUACUUUACAUCGUAUCUUUCAACUAUACUCUCCUAUUUUACUUCACUACGAGUAAUGAUGGACAAUGAUAACAAUUAA
Messenger RNA from Atta colombica, 822 nucleotides. RefSeq names its product odorant receptor 4-like. The record is from RefSeq and is a predicted model, not a curated record. Gene Ontology annotation, cellular component: plasma membrane. Gene Ontology annotation, molecular function: odorant binding; olfactory receptor activity. Gene Ontology annotation, biological process: detection of chemical stimulus involved in sensory perception of smell; sensory perception of smell. The transcript has 5 exons. Bases 1 to 822 code for a protein of 273 amino acids. Lineage: Eukaryota; Metazoa; Arthropoda; Insecta; Hymenoptera; Formicidae.